AUGAGGACUCGAACGUCCAAUCGCACAAAACGAUACACAGUCGAAAAGUACGACUUCGAAGGUAGUUCCGACGAAGAAAAUCUCAGACGCGCCGCCAAAAAGGCAGAGCGUGAUGAAAACUUUGAUGAGACUGCUGCUGCAGAGGAAAGCGCCGACGAGGAAGAGCUCGCUCUCGACCCAGAGCAGGAGAAUGAGGAGAACGAAGAUCCAGAGUCCGAAGGCCCCGUGAGCGAACCAGAUGGCAUCCCUGACAGAUUUGCGCGCCAGCGUGUAAGACCCAUCAGGCCUUUCAACGUGCGCGCCGCAGGCCUGACGGGCUAUCUCGACCUGGAGCCUGUAGCAGAUGGACGCAUAGUGAGGUCGUACUGGGGACCGUAUGAUCGUGGUUUCAAAGGCAAACAACUCGUCGAGGCGUGGUAUGGGCGACAUGAGGAUGGCGUCAAGCUCGUCAAGGGUAUGCUGGAUCGCUGGAUGGACUGGACAGUUUUGCCUCCCAAAACUCAGGGCGAUGAGGAGCAGAAGGACAGAGCUGUUUGGUCGCCUAAUUUCUUCGAAAGAGAGGCUUACAGCGCCGAGCAUUGGUACGAACGCGUCAGGGAAAGCCUGCCCGAAGCCAACGCGCGGAUACGACUUUCGGUAGAGGAAGCUCAGCUGUACCGUUUUCAGACAGAACCAAUGCCUGUAUUGUUGGGGCCGGUCACGGCACCGCAAGAGAUCAAGUUCGAGGCUGGUGAUGCAUACUCAAUUUCUCAGAACGGACUUCCCACAGCACAUGGCACCACUCCCGUUGGAUGGAUGUUGGACGCUGGUGGGAUUGUCACUGGGAUGGACUGGGCACCUCUACACAGUGCCAACGCACCACAGCUUCUCGCCCUAUGUGUGAUCCCUCAUUCUGAUCAAGAGCUCUAUGACUACGAACAGGAGUCUCAGAGGCCUGACUUUCAGAAGUACGGCGUUGUUCAGUUGUGGGAGUUUGUUGGUGAAAGGCAAGAAGAUGGCUUCGCGCGACCUUCAUCGCAAUUACCAACGUUGCGUAAGACGAUAUGUCUCGAACAUGGGCGAGCCAGGAGAGUAAAAUGGAGUCCGGCGUGUGGUUUCCUGGCAAUACUCUGCGAUGAUGGAGAUGUCUACGUGAUCGAGGCUGGCGAUGACGGAGAAGGGGGUUAUGAAAAGGUCGUGGAGCCCAUAGCUGUGUUUGGCUUCCCAGAUGAAGACGUCAAGGCAACAAGUUUCACGUGGAUCAACUUCAACCGGUUAGUGGUAGGCUAUACUGACGGUUCUAUUGCUAUCUGGUCCCUUCGUCCUCAUCGCCUCCUUUCCAGGCAUCCCGUCCACCAUAAUAUUGUGGUCGAUCUUGUCUCAGGAUAUCCGGCUAUGCCUUAUCUCAUCGCUUCUACUCCCGUUGGCGGAACUGUCAAGCUACUGGACCUUCGUGCUCCAAGCUUUGAGUCCACUGAAGUCCAGAAUCUUAUCGUCGGGACGCAGCCAAAUUUACUCGGGUACAGCGAUCAUUUGUUAGGCUUCUACUCCAUGUACCCAUCUGCGGGCGUGCUCAACACCCAUGUCGGCUUCAUGCACCAUUCGCAAUUCCCCGUUGCUCGUCGUGUUUUCACAGGGGAAAGCUUUCCCUCCUGUCUCGCUGUUGGACGAACACAUCCAUACCUACUUAUCGGCUCUCUGGACGGCUCACUCUGGGCCAUCAAUCCUCAGGUCGAACUCUUUACCACUAGGCGUGAACCUACAGAUCGCAUUCGCAUCUUUCAUCACGAGCAUCGACCUGCAAAGCUCUUCCCAGAUGGCUCCCCUGCAGCGGCGCGAGGAGUUUCAAGAGUGGCAACGGGUUUCAUUUUGGAGCGCAGUCUCACCAAGCAUUCGACCCACAAACCUCCUGUCAAGAAAGGGAAGAAGCCGAAGAAGAAGGAGACCGAUACAGCUGUCGGCGAUGACGAGGAAGAAGAUGGCGGAGCGAUUAUGGAUCCUACUCGAGCCAUCAUCUAUGAGCCUCUGACGAGAAUCACACCAUGGGAUCAGGUUUGGUGA
Molecule: messenger RNA, 2040 nt
Organism: Fusarium sp. VM40
Lineage: Eukaryota; Fungi; Ascomycota; Sordariomycetes; Hypocreales; Nectriaceae
Source: the annotation of a GenBank genome assembly